Molecule: messenger RNA, 2009 nt
Organism: Cavia porcellus (domestic guinea pig)
Lineage: Eukaryota; Metazoa; Chordata; Mammalia; Rodentia; Caviidae
Gene: Ercc1
Product: ERCC excision repair 1, endonuclease non-catalytic subunit
Exons: 11
Coding region: 1063-1965 (300 amino acids)
Biological process (GO): mitotic recombination; UV-damage excision repair
Cellular component (GO): nucleus; ERCC4-ERCC1 complex; nucleotide-excision repair factor 1 complex
Molecular function (GO): damaged DNA binding; single-stranded DNA binding
Source: RefSeq, a predicted model, not a curated record
CAACCUUCAAGCCACAACAACCAUUAUCAAGGUGCUGACAAUCCACUGGACCUUGCUUAUGUGACCAAUUUAAAGAGGAGCUUGGGACCUUGUUGUCACUGAGAAUGGCUGCAGUUCACUUUGGGGGAGCUCUGGUUCCUACUUUGAGCAUGGCUUCCUGGUUCUGGAGACGAAGAUGUGUGCUGUUCAAUCUCCAGGAAAAGCUUGUCAUGCUGGCUUCCUGAUAUAAACUCAGCUGUUCUCAUUAUUGGAGGAGCUUGGGACCUCGCUGUCACUGAAGAUGGCUGUGGUACUUUUCAGGGGAGCCCUGGUCCUUAUUUUGAGCAUUGCUUCCUGGCUCCAGUGCAGAACCUUCAACCUGCGGGCACAGACUUUCUAGCUUCCACCACUGACCUUGGGGCCUUCCUAGCACAGAUCCAUGAAACAGACUCGCAUGGGCUCUAGACCUCCAGUUGGACUCCUUGGAGGCAUUGUCACGGGCUCUAAGUCUUCAGCUGAACUCUUGCAAGGCAUUGCCACGGGAUCCAGGCCCUCGGCUGGAUUCUCUAAGUCCUUAGUGUGUGGACAGAUUUCCUGCACUUCCUUUGUAUUUGACUCUUGGGUGAGCCCUGUCUGGAGCAGGUGAAGCCUGGAGGCGUUCACAAGGACACUGGAACCGAAUCGCCAGGCACUUGAGACGCUCAAAUCCACAGGCCAUGUCUCCUUCUUCCCCCAAUCUCCAGUCCUCCAAAACCAUAGAGAGCAGCGCGGGGACAGCUCCUCUCUAUGCUCUACCCCAGUAGAAAGCAGUGAGACAGGCCGUGGGCCAGAGAGGCCGGAAGUGCAGCAGCCCAGGGGCCGCGCUAGUCGCGCUAGCGGUGGAACACCUUGAUUCCGCCGCAGUUUUUCCUCCGCUGGGUCUCGGGUAGAGCAGGUCAGUUCUCGCAGGGCUGAAACCCUGAGGUAUCAGCUAGAGCUGCCGGAGGUUAGUACCUCGGGUCGUGAUUGACAGCCACGCAAACCAAUCAUUGUAGUGUCUGAGAGCUGGCCGUGACCCGGCGCGGGAGAGCGUCCAGGCUUCAGAUGGACCCUGAGAAGGACGAGGAGGGGACGCCGAAACCUGCAGGGCCUCCUUCGAGGAAGAAGUUUGUCAUCCCACUGGACCAGGAUGAAGUGCCUCCGGGGGCUAAGCCCUUAUUCAAAUCCACACGAAGCUUUCCCAACGUGGAAACAUCCGAGACCUCAGCCCAGAGUGCCCCACAGAGCUAUGCCGAGUAUGCCAUCUCUCGGCCCACAGUAGGAGCUGCAGCCACGUGCCACACGGGGUCAGAACCCUUGGCAGGAGAGACCCCCAACCAGGCCCUGAAGCCAGGGGCCAAGUCCAACAGCAUCAUAGUGAGCCCCCGGCAGAGGGGCAACCCUGUGCUGAAGUUUGUGCGCAACGUGCCCUGGGAGUUUGGCGAAGUGAUCCCCGACUAUGUGCUGGGCCAGAGCACCUGUGCCCUCUUCCUCAGUCUCCGCUACCACAACCUGCACCCUGACUACAUCCACGAGCGGCUGCAGAGCCUGGGGAAGAACUUUGCCCUGCGCAUACUGCUGGUCCAGGUAGAUGUGAAAGACCCUCAGCAGGCCCUCAAGGAGCUGGCAAAGAUGUGCAUCUUGGCCGACUGCACACUGAUCCUGGCUUGGAGCCCCGAGGAAGCUGGACGGUACCUGGAGACCUACAAGGCCUAUGAGCAGAAGCCCGCCGACCUCCUGAUGGAGAAGCUGGAACAGAACUUUGUGUCUCGGAUCACUGAAUGUCUGACCACAGUGAAGUCAGUCAACAAAACAGACAGUCAAACACUCUUGUCCACUUUUGGGUCUCUGGAACAGCUCAUGGCAGCAUCACGGCAAGACCUGGCUUUGUGCCCCGGCCUGGGCCCCCAGAAGGCCCGGAGGCUGUUUGAUGUCCUGCAUGAGCCCUUUCUCAAGGUGCCCCGAUGACCCCCACUGCUGGUGUGACAAUAAAGGAUUGUCCAGGGCCAGGA